Molecule: messenger RNA, 1331 nt
Organism: Mya arenaria
Lineage: Eukaryota; Metazoa; Mollusca; Bivalvia; Myida; Myidae
Exons: 4
Coding region: 151-711 (186 amino acids)
Source: RefSeq, a predicted model, not a curated record
ACAAGGACGUUUUAUUCCCGAACUAUUUCUCUGAGAGCCGGACUAUUGCUUACCUUACAUCUAGUGGGUCUAGUUUUAUUGACCGUUGGGUACAUCACUCCGGUAUGGAUUAUCGUAGACCAGCCAUACUGGUUGGGAAAUUGUUACAGUAUGGGGCCAAUUACAUAUAUUUGCGACUGGGAUGCUUGGAAUUCUCUUCGCUACAACUACCAUUAUGGUCCUGUCCUUAACCUUGCCUUCAUUCUGACAACUUCCGGAAUAGUUACGCUCUACGUCCUAUCAGGUCUUAUUUUGGCGGCCAUAUUGGUUCCGCUUCACCGGAGCGAGGUCUUCAUGUCUUUCCUCUCAAUCGCCGUUAGCAUUCUUUAUCCCGCCGCUGCGGGGCUGGUGCUGGCGGCGUCCAUCUAUGUGGAGGCAAGCUUUCCAGGCUGGACCGGAUACUCCGUCAUUAUGUGUACAGUCGCCAGUGGCAUCCUGCUCCUAGCGUAUGUUUUGCUGUUCGUCAAUGAGUAUUUAUACACCACUGACAGGGAACAACAGUUGAAAUACAAGACUAUCUCAGGAAAAGUCAUUUCGGACAUGAAUAAAAAUCAUUUACCUGAUAGAAACAACCACAUCUGGCAUUAUACGGGAGAACCUGACAAGCAUACGCCAACAGAAGACUUUGGAUACCAAACCUUGGUAAAUAAACCAAAUACGAAGGACCAAUAGCUGUCAACAAUGAUUUUAUUCCAAAAGUUGAAAAAAUGAGUGCAAAACAAUUCGAAUGCCCGGUGACUUAUGAUUCGCUCUUGAUUGACAUUGAUGUUGUGGCGUCAGUUUUAUCCCUUUUAUACUUUGUGUCAUUUUUGUUGAUGUUAAUGGUUGGUUGUUUAUAUAAGUAUGUCAUCUGCCUUUGGCUGCACUGCUUGACCCCGCCGUGUGUCCCAUCACGACAGACAGUGUAUUUAACUGCCUAUAGGGACAUGCGUUCGAAAAAUCCAGUAACAUUGUGAUUUCCCUAAAAAAACAGUUAAACCAUUUAGCUGUCAGGCGCGUAGCUGACUUUAUGCCAAUACGCAGUUGCGUUAUGAAAUUAUGACCGGUUGAAUUUUUUGUCAUACCAAAUCCCCCGAAUUUGAAAUAAUAACCUGAGGGUGGAAGGGGUUGAAGGGGUUAAUAUGCUUUCCGUCAAUUCAGAAUUGGCAUUAGCUACGCGCCUGGUUGUUAUCGUUUAAAUGGUAUGUAAACUUUAAACAUGGCAAUGAAAUCCGUAAUGGUUGAACAGAUAAUCACACCGAAGUUCGUGUAAACAUACAACUAUGCACAUUGAUGAUUAUACCAGCUGAAGA